UACGAUUACGUUUUUCGUUCUUUCAGGAACCAAUCUAUAUCCCCCAUCAACCAGCUUUUGACCACCCUAAGAUUCUAUGCAACCAACAACACACAAUUAGCCACUGGUGAUUUCAGUGGAUUUAGUGUAUCAACAGCACAUAGAAUACACCGAGUUAGUGCAGCUAUAGCAUCGUUACAUCAAGAAUAUGUAAAAUUUCCUACUAAGAAGCAGGAAAUACAGCAAGAACAAAGUAACUUUUAUCAAAUAGCUAAGUUUCCUAGAGCAAUAGGAGCAAUGGAUUGCACCCAUGUUAGGAUAACAUCUCCAGGUGGAGAUCAGGCUGAAAUUUUCAGAAAUAGAAAGGGAUAUUUUUGUAUUAACGUCCAGACUAUUUGCAAUGCAAAUAUGGAGAUUACUGAUAUUGUUGCAAGAUGGCCAAGGUCAUGUCACGACAGCACUAUUUUUAAUAAUUGCUAUCGAAAAGCCAUCUUUUAUGUUAGACAUAAUGGUGAUGCGUUAUUACUUGUUGAUUAUGGAUAUGCUUCCACAUCCUAUACAAUGCCUCCACUAGAAAAUCCAAAGACUCCAUUAGAACAUCUAUACAAUGAGUCACAAAUUAGAUCAAGGAAUCCUAUUGAAAGGUCUUAUGGAAUUUGGAAACGGAGAUACACGUCGGAACUAUUUUGAUGAUUACGAUGACAUCGAUAUAAGCACAAGGUUUCGAUUGUCAAAAGAAUCUGUUUUGACUAUUUUAGAAAUCAGAGGGCCUACCAUCAUCUUUUAUCGA
Molecule: messenger RNA, 769 nt
Organism: Manduca sexta (tobacco hornworm)
Lineage: Eukaryota; Metazoa; Arthropoda; Insecta; Lepidoptera; Sphingidae
Product: putative nuclease HARBI1
Exons: 1
Source: RefSeq, a predicted model, not a curated record